GGAGGCGCGGGCGCGCGCGAGGAAGCCGGCUUUACGGUGCCUGUGGGCGCGCACGCAGGCGAGCAGGGAAGGGGCGGGUGCGCGCGCCCGUGCACGCGCGGGGAGGAUUGGUUUCGAUGCGGGCAGUCAGUCGCCGUCCCUGGACGCUCCGAUAGUCACCGGAGACGGCGAGGAGCCGGAGCUGGGAACGGUGGCGACAUCCUAGGCCCAGGUGAUCAGGCUUGACGACCUUGCUGCCCCGCUCGGUUUGAAAUUCCGGAGUUGGCCGCCGCCGAGGAGGCAGUCUUUCCCUCACCCAUCAACAGGUUGGCGAGAGUCGAGAGUUGGGAUCAGUUUGGCCGGCUGCUUUUGAAGUUUGUCCCGGCCGUCCGGGCCUAGGCCGGGAGGUGUAAGUAGCUGCAGACCACUUUACAAAGCGUGAGUCGAUGUGGGAGAGAAAGAAGCAGAUGAAAUGUGGACAUUCUCCCAGAGUGAUGCGAGCCUCAGUUUAAGUAGACUGGAAUGUGACAUUAAUAUCAAGUACCUCUAUCGUCAUUAACAUGAAUUUUCUGAUAAGGAACCAAAUUUUCAGUACAGGUUCCAGAAACAAGUAAUUUUAAGGACAGAAGUUUCAGUCAUGACUACCUCGCAUAUGAAUGGACAAGUUGCAGAUGAAUCAGAAUGUACUGCUAAGAAUUUAGACCUUUCAUCCCGUGACGAACCAUCCAGACACAGAGAAAUGGCUGUAGAUUGCCCUGAUGAUUUGGGUUCACGAACUAUGCCAAUACGCAGAAGUGCUCAGUUAGAGCGUAUUCGCCAGCAGCAGGACGAUAUGCGCCGUAGACGAGAAGAAGAGGGGAAAAAGCAGGAAUUUGACCUUAAUUCUUCCAUUCGACUGAAGAAACUGGCACAAGUUCAGCCUAAAAUUGGCAUUGAUAAUCCAACAUUUGAUAAAGAAGAGGAUUUUAUUUUAGAGGGACCCAGCAAUGCAGUUAAAGUACUUGAGGUAGAUGAACUGCUGUCUUCUCUAAAACAUAUCCAACAUAACCUGGUUGACAGUCAGAGUCAGGAUGAUGUGGCACUGAUUUUGCAGCUGGUUCAGAACCAAGAUUUCCAAAAUGCCUUCAACAUUCACAAUACAGUAGCAGUUCAUAUGCACAAGAUGAGUCCACCUUACCCUAUAAGCUCCAAUGCACAGGAAUUAUCCCAGGAGGUCCAAAAGAUUUUAACCAUUAGUCAUCAAAAGGAUGGACAGGAACUCGGUGCUCUUCUUGCUUCACCACUUUUUGAUGCACUGCUUUUAGCCCAUGAUGGAGUGGCUAAACAGGAAAUGCUUCUGGAAUCGAAAAAUGAAGACAAUGUUUAUGAGAGAGUUGCACAUUAUGGAGGAGAAACUGUGAAAAUUGUUCGCAUUGACAAAGCUCGUGAUAUCCCUCUUGGAGCCACAGUACGAAAUGACAUGGAUUCUGUGAUUAUCAGUCGAAUAGUGAAGGGUGGUGCUGCAGAGAAGAGUGGUGUACUGCACGAAGGAGAUGAAGUUCUUGAAAUAAAUGGAAUUGAGAUUCGUGGAAAAGAUGUAAAUGAGGUGUUUGACCUGCUGGCUGAGAUGCAUGGUACACUGACGUUUGUGCUGAUUCCCAGUCAACAGACCAAGAUUCCUCCUGCCAAGGAAAUGGUGGUGCACGUAAAAGCCCACUUUGAUUAUGACCCUUCGGAUGAUCCUUAUAUUCCCUGUCGUGAGUUGGGGCUAUCUUUCCAAAAAGGAGACAUACUUCAUGUAAUCAGUCAAGAAGAUCCCAACUGGUGGCAGGCUUAUAGAGAUGGAGAUGAAGAUAAUCAGCCAUUAGCUGGGCUUGUUCCAGGGAAAAGCUUCCAGCAACAAAGAGAAGCCAUGAAACAAACGAUAGAAGAAGACAAGGAACCUGAAAAAUCAGGUAAACUUUGGUGUGCUAAGAAAAAUAAGAAGAAGCGGAAAAAAGUGUUAUAUAAUGCAAAUCGAAAUGACGACUAUGACAAUGAUGAAAUCUUGACAUAUGAAGAAAUGUCACUGUAUCACCAACCUGCAAGUAGGAAACGGCCAAUAGUUUUAAUUGGCCCAGUGAACUGUGGCCAGAAUGAACUGCGGCAGAAGCUGAUGGAAAGGGAGGCUGAUCGUUUUGCUCCGGCAGUGCCCCAUACAACACGGCCCAUGAGAGAUAGUGAGGUGAAUGGACGUGAUUAUCUCUUUGUGGCACGUCAGUUUUUUGAAGCUGACAUUGCCACCAACAAAUUCAUCGAAUAUGGAGAAUAUGAAAAAAAUUUGUAUGGUACCAGUAUUGAUUCAGUACGACAAGUGAUUAACUCUGGGAAGAUAUGCUUGUUAAAUUUGCACACACAGUCUCUGAGGAUUCUGCGCAAUUCUGACUUAAAGCCGUACAUAAUCUUCAUUGCACCACCUUCCCAGGAACGAUUGCGUGCGAUGCUUACCAAAGAGGGGAAAAAUCCUAAGCCUGAAGAUUUGCGGGAUAUCAUAGAAAAGGCCAGGGAAAUGGAGCAGAACUAUGGACACUAUUUUGAUGCAGCAAUUGUUAAUACAGACUUGGAAAAGGCAUAUCAAGAGUUAAUUCGCCUCAUAAAUAAACUUGACACAGAACCUCAGUGGGUCCCGUCUUCAUGGCUUCGAUGAAAACAAAUAACAGGACUUUUUUUUAAUGAAAGUUUAUCAGAUGUUUAACUCGAGCAGUAGAGGGUGGGGUUGGCAGGGAUCGACUAUUCGACAUUCCAGUUUAUGCCAGAAAUUGGCAGUAGAAAUACUUGUAUAAUUACUAUUAUGGAAGCUCUAUUUAUAAUGUAAAUAUAGAUGCUCUUCUGUCAUUAGCUAUCUCUGAAUCGCACUGUAUAUAUUCAUGUCUUCAAACUACAGAUUUAACCUUUUUAGGUGCAGUAUUUUUUAUUUUGUUUAGGUUACAGCCUUGAUCGAUGAUAAUUUGUAAAAAACACUGUCCAAGGCCUUCUUAUGAGAAAAGUAUGCCUAUAUUUUUUAUGGAAAAUAGAAUUCACGAAUUCCACAGCAUAGAUUUUUUUACAUUAUAAUAGAUUCUGGUUCGUCGUAACAGAAAGACACUUUAGUUUUGGGCAGUUUUGCUCAGUUGAAAGACUUGAUGAUUUGUUUUUAAAGAGUGUAUAUGUGUGAACCUAAUUUGUGCAGACUAAUACAUUGUCUCUAAUGAUCAGCAAGUUUGAUCAUGGACUGGAGUAGAAUUAUUGAAUGUAACUACUGUACAUAGUUAAUAAUUGGCACAGCGUACAUCCUAAGCAGCUGCCUUUUCAAAGCGCAAUCAUCAAAUGUGAAUAUUUUAAUUAAAAUGACUGAGUCUGGAAAAUCUUUUACAUGAAAUCUAGAUAGUAAUGAAAUUUCUCUUAUUUUUGAGAAUGGCUUUUAAACACUGGAAUUUAAUGACACUUUCUAGCAAAAAUAUGCUGAACAAUUUAUGAAUGAUGCAUGUUUUAUUUUUGUUUUAUGCAGAUAAUUUUUCCAGUAUUAAACCUGCAGAGAUAUUGGAGAUAGUGCAUUUGAUAUCUAUUUGUUUGUAUAAAGCAAAGCAGCAUGUUUGAAAGGGGUCAAGUAUUAAUAGCUGUAUAAGUAAUUGGGAUAUUUAAUUUUAUCGAUGGAUCAGCAGUCGAGGUUUGAUAACAUGCCAAUUUAUCUGACACCCUUCAUGCUUUUGAAAUCCUUUGGGCAAAUGUUUGGAUGUGCCAUGUGCAAAUUAUGCAUAUUUUAACAUGAGGAGUCUAUCCAUAUUCAGGGUACGGCCUCAGCUGGCAAUGUAUCUACACUCUAAUUAUAGAAAUCAUUUCCAGACACUUGACCACACAGAAUAAUGUAAAAGUGUAUUUGUAGAUUUUCAAUAAAACAAAAUCACUCCUGCCUGAUUUGGAGCUCAUUAAA
Messenger RNA from Hypanus sabinus (Atlantic stingray), 3907 nucleotides. It is a transcript of the gene pals1a, whose product is annotated as protein associated with LIN7 1, MAGUK p55 family member a. Gene Ontology annotation, biological process: morphogenesis of an epithelial sheet; establishment or maintenance of epithelial cell apical/basal polarity; generation of neurons. NCBI's taxonomy places the organism in Eukaryota, Metazoa, Chordata, Chondrichthyes, Myliobatiformes, Dasyatidae. Gene Ontology annotation, molecular function: protein binding. The record is from RefSeq and is a predicted model, not a curated record. Gene Ontology annotation, cellular component: plasma membrane; adherens junction. The transcript is spliced from 15 exons. Bases 617 to 2644 code for a protein of 675 amino acids.